CGUCACAUGAAACUAGUUAACGUCGUUACUAAGCGAGUUUAUAACGCUUCGGCAUUAGAGAUCAGUUAAUUUUUUGCAAAAUGGAAACAUAAUUGAUAAAAUAUGUGUUUUAUUACUAUUCAUUUUGGCGAAAACGAGCAGUUUAUGAUGAACCCGAACUGCCGGCAGCGCAUCUUCAUGGACUACAUAAGAGCGAAGUGCCAGUAUGAGAAGAAUGCGUUCAUAGACCUUAUGGACGAGUACGGUAACCUUGCCAUAGUGCACGGUGUGAAAGAAAACUGCAACGUGCGCGCGAACUUCGAGGACCGCCUCGCCUAUGUGCCCGUUAUGCUGGAAAAGUUCGCCGAUCCGACGCAUGGCGAAUACAAGAUGGUGAAGCCUCUCCUCACAGACUGGGAGAAACUGUUCCCUCUACUCGAGAAGAGGAUCAAGAUUCUUACAGGCGAGCUGAAGAGAAAGAAGAGCCCAACUGGCAGAACCCUGGAGCCUCGAGGUGGUCGCAAUAUUGACCGGAAGGCGUCAAGUAAUAAGUCGGAAGCCGGGCGCUCUCCCUCUAUCAUGGGGCGCAGUCCCUCCAUACUUCAAACCGGCCGAAAUUCCGGUACCCUCUCAGGCAGCCGGAAGGAGUCAAGGGUGGGGGUCAAAGGUGACUCCGAGAAAAAGGGAAAGGCCAAGAAGAAAUAACGGCAAUAAAGCCAAGCAAUGUUUAUCUUUCAAAAUAGAAUCAAUUUAUUUAGUUUUUGAUUAUGUAACUAUCAUCCAUAAUAAAUUAAACUACUUUCAAUGAAA
This is a messenger RNA of Dreissena polymorpha, 789 nucleotides long. RefSeq lists its product as uncharacterized. The record is from RefSeq and is a predicted model, not a curated record. Bases 103 to 684 code for a protein of 193 amino acids. The transcript is spliced from 6 exons. Lineage: Eukaryota; Metazoa; Mollusca; Bivalvia; Myida; Dreissenidae.